CAGCGUCUAAAUCCUGCUCUAAGCCUUCUGGCCGCUGUCUUCUCCCUGGAAAAGGCGACGGUCGGACUACACACAUCGAUCACCGACACCACUUCAGCUCUUCUACCAUGGCAUACGUCGUCCCGCUCUCCUGCCCUUCGGCUUCCCUCUACAAACCCUCUAUCUGUUCCGUCUCUGCUUCCCCUCGAUUCCUCCAGAAGCGGCGAUUUGUCGUGCCCUCGGCCAUUUCCUCCAUCUCGCCGCCCAGCUCUUCUUCCGAUUCAAUUGUCGAGUCGCUGAAGGAGGCUGUCGGGCACUUGCAGAGCGCCAAAUGGAAGGACCUCUGGAGCAUCAACAGCUGGGUCGUCCUUGAUUACGAUCGGCUCGUUAGAACAGUCAAUCAGCUCGAGUUCCUAAUUAAAAGUCUUACCGAUGAACAGCUUAGAGCAAAGACUGUUGAGUUCCGCCAACGGUUGAGCCAAGGAGAAACUCUUGCCGAUAUCCAAGCAGAAGCAUUUGCUGUUGUUCGGGAAGCUGCUAGAAGAAAGCUUGGUAUGCGACAUUAUGAUGUUCAGAUUAUUGGUGGAGCGGUGCUUCAUGAUGGGUGCAUAGCUGAGAUGAAAACUGGUGAAGGAAAGACACUUGUUUCAACACUUGCUGCAUAUCUAAAUGCACUUACGGGAAACGGAGUUCAUGUGGUGACUGUUAAUGACUACUUGGCUCAGCGUGAUGCUGAGUGGAUGGGAAGCAUUCAUCGUUUCCUUGGUCUUUCUGUGGGUCUCAUACAGGCAGGGAUGAAAGCAGAUGAAAGGAGAUCCAACUACAGUUGUGACAUUACAUACACUAAUAAUUCAGAACUUGGAUUUGACUACCUCCGUGACAAUCUUUCAGGAAAUAGAAGGCAACUAGUUAUGCGAUGGCCAAGGCCUUUUCAUUAUGCAAUUGUUGACGAAGUUGAUUCAGUUCUUAUUGAUGAGGGAAGGAAUCCAUUAUUAAUUAGUGGUGAGGAUAGGAAAGAUGCUGCCAGAUAUCCGGUCGCUUCAAAAGUUGCUGAACUGCUUGAACGAGGCAUCCAUUACAAUGUUGAGUUAAAAGACAAUUCAGUGGAUUUGACUGAGGAAGGAGUUGCUCUUGCUGAAAUGGCUCUUGAAACAAAUGACUUGUGGGAUGACAAGGAUUCAUGGGCAAGAUUUGUGAUGAAUGCUUUAAAGGCUAAAGAAUUUUACCGGAGAGAUGUGCAAUACAUUGUUAGGAAUGGAAGAGCAUUAAUUAUAAAUGAGCUUACAGGGAGGGUCGAAGAGAAACGCAGGUGGUCUGAAGGUAUUCAUCAAGCAGUUGAGGCAAAAGAGGGUCUGAAAAUCCAGGCUGAUUCAGUUGUUGUCGCUCAGAUAACAUACCAAUCACUCUUUAAGCUCUAUCCUAAGCUUUCAGGGAUGACUGGAACUGCUAAAACUGAAGAGAAAGAGUUCUUGAAAAUGUUUCAGAUGCCAGUCAUUGAAGUUCCUACAAAUUUACCCAACAUUCGAUGUGAUUUACCUAUUCAAGCUUUUGCUACUGCACGUGGGAAAUGGGACUAUGCGAGGGCAGAAGUUGAAUCAAUGUAUCAAUUGGGUCGCCCUGUAUUAGUUGGAACAACUAGUGUUGAGAAUUCUGAAUAUCUAUCUGAUCUUCUUAAGGAACAAAAUAUUCCUCAUAAUGUUCUCAAUGCGAGGCCAAAGUAUGCUGCAAGGGAGGCAGAAAUUGUUGCCCAAGCUGGUAGAAAGUAUGCAAUUACCAUAUCUACUAACAUGGCAGGAAGAGGCACUGAUAUCAUCCUUGGUGGUAAUCCAAAGAUGCUAGCAAAAGAAAUUGUAGAGGAUAACUUGCUUCCUUUUAUGUCACAAGAGACUCCUAGUGGCAAAACUGAUAUGGAGCAACUAUCUGAACAGAGCUUCUCAAAAGUAAGAAUAGGACCCUCAUCGUUGGCUUUGGUUGCAAAGGCUGCUGUUAUCUCAAAGCAUUUGUGCAAAAGCAAGGGACGUGAUUGGUCAUAUAAGGCGGCACAAUCUAUUAUAUCAGAGUCCAUACAAAUGGGCCAAUCUCUUGGAAUAGCAGAACUGGAAAAACAGUUAGCUGAAGAUCCAACCAUAUAUCCCCUUAAUACUAUGAUAGGACUUGCUUAUCUCACUGUUUUGAAGGAUUGUGAAGCACAUUGUUUUAAUGAAGGACUUGAAGUCAAAAUGUUGGGUGGGCUUCAUGUGAUUGGGACAUCAUUACACGAGUCUCGCCGAAUAGAUAAUCAACUUCGUGGUAGAGCAGGGAGGCAAGGUGAUCCUGGAUCAACAAGGUUUAUGGUUAGCUUACAGGAUGAAAUGUUCCAGAAGUUUAAUUUUGAUACAGAGUGGGCCGUGAAACUUAUAUCAAAAAUAACAAACAAUGAGGAUAUACCGAUUGAAGGUCAAACUAUUGUAAAACAGCUUUUGGCCCUUCAAAUUAAUGCAGAGAAGUACUUCUUUGGCAUAAGAAAGAGCCUCGUGGAGUUUGAUGAAGUUUUGGAGGUCCAGAGGAAGCAUGUCUAUAAUCUUAGGCAAGUGAUAUUAUCUGGUGACUCUGAAAGCUGCACUGACCAAAUAUUCCAGUACAUGCAAGCAGUAGUUGAUGAAAUUGUCCUGGGAAAUAGUGAUCCAGAGAAGCAUCCUAGGAAUUGGAAUUUGGGAAUGCUCUUGGAUGAGUUUCUUCAAAUUGGCAGGAGCGUGUUGGCUGAAUCAUUUGCAAAGGUCGGGGAGGAGGAUCUACUGACAUCUCUUGAACAAAUUCAGAGGUUACAUGUAGUGGAUGUGGGGAGCUUUUCUCUUCCAAACUUGCCUUUACCUCCAAAUACUUUCAGAGGAAUCCGCAAGAAGAUUUCUUCAUUGAAACGUUGGCUUCGUAUCUGUACGGAUGAGACGACUAAGAAAGGAAGAUACCAAGUGACCAUUAAUCUUCUCCGCAAGUACUUAGGCGAGUUUUUGAUUGCUUCCUAUUUAGAAGUUGUACAAGAUUCUGGUUAUGAUGAUUCAUACAUUCAAGAAAUUGAGAGAGAAGUUAUAGUCAAGACAUUAGAUUCCUUCUGGAGGGACCAUUUGAUAAAUAUGAACAGGCUCAGCUCUGCGGUGAAUGUUCGGAGCUUCGGGCAUAGAAAUCCACUGGAAGAAUAUAAGAUCGAUGGGUGCCGUUUUUUCAUAUCAAUGCUCAGUGCAACUCGAAGAUUGACUGUAGAAUCAUUACUUAAUUAUUGGUCAUCUCCAAUGGAGGCUGAAGAAUUGUAUGCACCAUAGGAUUCAGACUCGUCGCUUACACUUUUCUCUCCCAGUAGAAUGUUCAUGUAUUUAAAGCUGUGAUGUCGGAUGCCAAAAGCUGCUACUCUUACACAGAAUCAUGAAGCUUUGGAUGUAACGAUCCUGUAUAUGUUAAAAAACUAAGACUGGGAGUGGCUGCUAUCAUUUUCUGUUUUUGAAUUCAAUUAAAGUGAAAGCAACCUCCAUUUGAAUUUUGAAUUGUAAUAUGUUUUGAUUUAGUAAGAGUUUAAUUGAGUACCUAGUUUAGUUCAUCUCAAUGUAUUAGCGAUCUUUCAAUUAGUAAAAUUUUUAGAUUUUUAUGA
Zingiber officinale is the source of this 3598-nucleotide messenger RNA. RefSeq names its product protein translocase subunit SECA2, chloroplastic-like. Gene Ontology annotation, cellular component: membrane; chloroplast envelope. Gene Ontology annotation, molecular function: ABC-type protein transporter activity; ATP binding. The coding region runs from base 108 to 3275 and encodes 1055 amino acids. The transcript is spliced from 32 exons. The record is from RefSeq and is a predicted model, not a curated record. Gene Ontology annotation, biological process: protein import; protein targeting. Lineage: Eukaryota; Viridiplantae; Streptophyta; Magnoliopsida; Zingiberales; Zingiberaceae.